Molecule: messenger RNA, 3145 nt
Organism: Oncorhynchus kisutch (coho salmon)
Lineage: Eukaryota; Metazoa; Chordata; Actinopteri; Salmoniformes; Salmonidae
Product: gastrula zinc finger protein XlCGF17.1-like
Exons: 2
Coding region: 490-1314 (274 amino acids)
Source: RefSeq, a predicted model, not a curated record
CUAUUAUAAAUGAUAUGAAAAUCAUAACGCAGCAGCGGGAGGAGGAGAGUCGAGAACAGAUUAAUUUUAUUCUGGAUACGCUAUAUUGAUCUCUGGAUCCCUCAUUUUGUGUGUCUUCAUUUUUAAAUCGCAGUGCUUAAAGCAUCAGACAAGCUCAGUAGCCUCCAUAUAGUUGAUUUUAUUCAAACACAUAUAUAUGGAAAUAUACAUGUUUUAAAAUGUAAAAAAUUGGACAAGGGAACGAUUGGUCGAAAGAAAAGAAUCGGUUGACCAGGAUAUAUAUUUAUUUUGUCGGGACAGCCCUAAUAGCUUUAUUCCCUGUAUUGUACAGCCUACUGUUAUGAAGUCAUAUGUAUACCACACCAACUGACUGGUUCUUCUGAUGUUGUUCACACAGGAGACCAUGUUGAGACAUUCUCUACAUCCGGAGAGCAACAGCAGGAAGAUCACAGAGCUAAGAGGUCUCACCACUGCCCACAUUGUGAGGAGAUGUUCCCAAUUCUAUCAAAGCUAAAAAUACACCUUAAAUCACACACUGGAGAGAAUCUGUAUCCCUGUACUGACUGUGGGAAGAGAUUCACUACAUCAAGGUCUCUGACAGUUCAUCAGAGAAUACACACAGGAGAGAAGCCUUACUCCUGCUCUGACUGUGGAAAGAGUUUCUCUCGACUGGGCAACUUAAAAACACAUGGAUGUAUACAUACAGGAGUGAAACCUUACUCCUGCUCUGACUGUGGAAAGAGGUUCUCUCGACUGGGUGACUUAAAAACACAUGAACUUAUACAUACUGGAGUGAAGCCUUACUCCUGCUCUGACUGUGGAAAGAGUUUCUCUCGACUGGGCCACUUAAAAACACAUGCACGUAUACAUACAGGAGAGAGGCCUUACUCCUGCUCUGACUGUGGAAAGAGUUUCUCUCGACUGGGCAACUUAAAAACACAUGAACGUAUACAUACAGGAGUGAAGCCAUACCUCUGCUUUGACUGUGGAAAGAGUUUCUCUCUGCUGGAAAACUUAAAAAGACAUGAACGUAUACAUACAGGAGUGAAGCCUUACCCCUGCUCUGAUUGUGUAAAAUGCUUCACAACAUCAGCUGACCUAAAAGUUCAUCAGAGAACACACACGGGAGAGAAGCCUUACUCCUGCUCUGAUUGUGUAAAAUGCUUCACAACAUCAACUGACCUAAAAGUUCAUAAGAGAACACACACCGGAGAGAAGCCUUACUCCUGCUCUGGCUGUGGAAAGAGUUUCUCUCGACUGGGCCAGUUAAAAAGACACCAAGUUAAUCAUAAAGGAGAGAAGCCUUAUCACUGAUCUGACUGUAGAUGUAUUUAUUUUUUUAUCAACAGCUGAGCUAAAAGGGUCAUCAGAGAACACACAGAGGAGAGAAGCCUUACUUCUUCUCUUAAUGUGGCAAGAGUUUCUCCCGAUUGGGCAAUGUAAAAACACACCAACAGAUACACACUUGAGAGAAGCCUUAUCACUGCACUGACUGUGAGAAGAGAUUCUACAGAUUGGUGUCUUUUUAAAUGGCCCAAUGUAUACAUAAAGGAGAGAAGUCUCAUCAGUUUUCUCAGACCAGCUAAGAUUAGUCACUCCACUUAAUUCUCAUCCCAUAAAAUAAUUGGCAACUUUGAAUUGGAUCAAAUGAAGAAAGCGUAGAACACUCUUGUAAUCCUAUUGUUUCUCACUGUGAGAACUGUGCAGAAAGAAGGGAGCAUUCUAGAAUAGUAGCCUCUCUUCUCUUUACUGAUCAGUGUGCACCUUGUCAGGUUGUGUGUUUUGUUAGCUUCUACUGUAAAGAUAUUGAGACCUUGGAUUGCAAUUAUGAUUGAAUAUCCUCCGUGAGGCGUCUCACUAUGGAGUCUGAUGGUUGACUGGGUGGUGCUGCUUCCCUCUGUAGUUUUCUGUGGGAAUAAGCUUGUAUACACAACAUAUACUGAGUGCACAAAACAUUAAGGACACCUGUUCUUUCCGUAACAUAGACUGUUUCUGUACAGCACUUUGUGACAUCAGCUGAUGUAAAAAGGGCUUUAUAAAUACAUUUGAUAAAUUUGAUUGUUUGAAGUCCCGAGAUCAACUUGCUGGUCCUCCCCUGUGGAAGCCAGACCCCCUCCCAUUGUUACUGUGUGUAUGAACACAUUUUUAACAAUGGCUUCCUAAAAUGCUGUGGUGCUGAUUAACACAAUAGGAAAGGUUUUGGUAGAUGUGGACCAUCACAGGUGAGUUCCCAGCUCUUCCACUCUGAACAAUGAGGCAGGGAAAGGGUAAUGCAGCUUCCUCUCUGGUUCCAUUCCCCAAUAGUAAGUGGAUCAUACUUGAAUUGUGGUAGUAAUAUUGUCCCUGGACUUUGGUACCAUAGAAAACACUUUUAAAUGAUUUAAAAAAAAACAAAUACAUUUGUUUCAUUUCACAUUUAUUUAAAUAUGAAAAAUGUCCUUUAAACUGUAUAACAUUAUUAGUAUGUAUUGUAGAACAUACUGGGGGCUAAUAGACAUGUAGAAGUGUAGUGAUAUGUAUUGAGUGGAUACAUAGACAUUUAAAUGAUUUAGCAUGCUAUCAAUUAAACAAACACAUGUUCUGUAUAGAUAAACCAUAGGCUGAGCAGUAGAAUGUAGAAUAUUUAUUUUUCAUUAGCGGAUCAAUCAAGUUCCAUGCAGUUAUCCAAAUACAUUCUUCAUCAAGGAUGAACAUAAUACAUCUAGUUUUAAAAGACAAUGUAAUUAACAUAUGUAGUAGUUUCAAAGUAUGUAUAUCUAUUAAGGGAAUUUUUAUCUAUAAUGACUAAUUAUGUACUAAUCAGAAUACAAUUAUGGUACUGUAUAUGUACUAAUCAAAAUACUAAAUGUUACUGUAUAUGUAUGAAUUUUCUUAUCUGAUCCCAGUACUGAAGUGAAUGUGGUCAAGAGUUUAGUAACCAUGACAGUCUGUUCCUUUGUAUAAAUUAAUGAACUGUCUAGAAUGCUUAUCUACACUGACUGACCUUGGCACUAGGCGAGGAGGGAAGGCUUGAGAACUAUAGAGCCUUUCUACCAGUGUCAAGAAGAGAUGGAACAUUUAGAAAACACUGACGUCAUUUUCAGUUUAUAACCUGUGGUAAAAUGUGUAUGAAGGUAGUACUCUCUUGAAUUAAAGGCUGUUACCU